AAGGGAGAGAGUUUAGGAAGUGGACAGAGCAGAGACAGAAGACUCACAUUGCGGUCUGUGUAGGGACUGAGGGGGGAAAUAACGCGGCUGCAGCACUACUUUAAGCCCCAACACAGAGGGAGGAUAAAAUCACACACCCCUCCUGUCUGAAUUUCCUCGGGCGUGGGGGGCACACACUAAUGUGAUCGAGGCUCAGGGACGCUCAGGUGCAGACAAACCAAACUGGCGGGGCUCUUAGGAUGCAGAAGUCACCGGUGGAAGAUGCAAACUUCUUCUCUAGAUUUGUCUUUUGGUGGAUAUCACCUCUACUGAGGAAAGGUUUUACUAAGAAGUUGGAGCUGACUGACGUCUACAAGGCUCCUUCGUUUGACCUGGCAGACACCCUCUCUGAGAGACUUGAAAGGGAAUGGGACAAAGAGGUGGUGCUGGCCAAGGGCAGGCCCAAGCUGCUGAAAGCACUGGCGCGAUGCUUCUUCCUCCCGUUCGCUUUCUUCGGUGUCCUCCUCUAUUUCGGGGAAGCAUCCAAGACUGUGCAGCCUCAACUUUCAGGUCGCAUUAUUGCUUCUUUUGACCCCUUCCAUGCUCCGGAACGAAGUCAGGGGUACUACCUGGCCCUGGGGCUCGGCCUCCUCUUCACCGCUCGCUUCAUCCUGCUGCAGCCUGCCCUCUACGGCCUGCACCACCUCGGCAUGCAGAUUCGCAUUGCCCUCUUCAGCCUCAUAUACAAAAAGACACUCAAGCUGUCCAGUAGGGUGUUGGAUAAGAUCAGCACCGGGCAGCUCGUCAGUCUCAUGUCUGCCCACCUCAACAAGCUGGAUGAGAGCCUGGGUCUAGCACACUUUGUAUGGAUCACCCCUCUGCAGUGUAUCCUGUGUACUGGUUUGAUCUGGGAGCUGAUCGAGGUCAAUGGCUUCUGUGCCCUGGCAGCUCUCACUCUUUUGGGCAUUCUCCAAGCGUGGCUGUCCCUGAAGAUGGGACCUCCUAGGGCAAAGCGUGCCGGGCUGAUAAACCGACGUUUGGCUCUUACUUCUGAGAUUGUAGAAAACAUUCACUCGGUGAAGGCGUACGGCUGGGAGGAAGUGAUGGAAAUCAUCAUCAAAAACAUCAGACAGGAUGAAAUGACUUUAACCAGAAAGAUUGGCUCUCUGCGCUAUUUCUACAGUGCUUCAUAUUUUUUCUCUGCCAUAUUGGUAAUCAUAUCGGCCAUCGUCCCAUAUGCACUCAGUAACGGUAUCAUACUGCGGCGGAUUUUCACCACGGCGUCAUACUGCGUUGUGCUACGUAUGACGCUCACCCGCCAACUGCCAGGCUCCAUCCAGAUGUGGUACGACACAUUGGCAUUGGUCCAAAAGAUCGAGGAUUUUUUGCUUAAGGAAGAAUACAAAGUAAUGGAUUACAGCUUGACCACGAUCGGAUUGGAGCUGAUCAAUGUCUCUGCAUCCUGGGAUGAGGAUAUUGUUGAGCUCUUUGAGAAGAUCAAGCGGGAGAACAAAGCAAAUGGACACAUGACCGGUGACGAUGGACUAUUCUUCACUAACUUAUACAUCACACCUGUCCUCAAAAACGUCAACCUACGCUUAGAGGAAGGCAUGAUGCUCGGAGUGGCUGGAUCUACUGGGUCUGGAAAGAGUUCCCUCCUCAUGAUGAUCCUGGGAGAGCUGGUACCAUCAGAGGGAAAAAUUAGACACAGCGGUCGGGUUUCGUAUUCACCACAGACUUCUUGGAUAAUGCCAGGGACCAUUCGUGACAACAUCCUUUUCGGCUUGACUUAUGAUGAAUUUCGCUACACUUCCAUCAUUAAGGCCUGCCAGCUGGAAGAGGAUUUUGACUUGCUGCCUGAGAAAGACAAGACUCCCAUUGCUGAGGGAGGAGUUACCCUCAGUGGGGGUCAGAGAGCAAGGAUCUGCCUCGCCAGGGCCGUAUAUAAAGAUGCAGACCUGUACCUGCUCGAUGCACCUUUCACCCACCUGGACAUUGCAACAGAGAAAGAGAUCUUUGACAAAUGUGUCUGCAAACUGAUGGCCUCCAAGACUCGUGUUGUGGUCACCAGCAAGUUGGAGCACCUGAAGCGGGCGGAUCGAAUCCUUCUGUUGCACAAUGGAGACUGCUACUUUUACGGGACCUUCUCAGAGCUUCAAGCACAGCGGCCAGACUUCAGCUCCCUGCUGCUUGGUCUCGAAGCUUAUGACAACAUCAACGCGGAACGGCGUGGCUCCAUUCUCACGGAAACUCUUCGCAGAGUCUCUGUGGAUGAAACAGCAAAUUUCAGAGGCCCGGACUCCAAUCAUCAGUCCUUCCGCCACGCACCGUCUCACAGCCACGCCAUGGGCGAUGGCUGUCCCGAAAAACGCAAGCCUUCGCUCAUCCUCAACCCUCUCGUAGCUGCCCGCAAGUUUUCAUUCAUCGGAAACUCCCAGCAGACGAAUAAUUUCCAGUCCACAUCCAUGGACGAUGGGGCGCAUGAACUUUCAGAGAGAAGAUUCUCUGUGGUGCCUGAGGACGAUCAGGUCGAGGAAGUGCUUCCGCGGAGUAAUCUGUAUCACCACGGGCUGCAGCACCUCAACGGCAGGCGCCAGUCUGUUCUGGCGUUCAUCACCAACGCUCAGGGUCAGGAGCGCAGGGAGCAGAUGCAGUCGUCCUUCAGAAAAAAGUUGUCCAUCACCCCACAGUGCAAUCUGGCAUCCGAGCUGGACAUCUACGCUCGGCGUCUGUCCAAGGACAGCGUGUUUGACAUAAGUGAGGAAGUGGAUGAAGAAGACAUGCAGGAAUGCUUUGCAGAUGAACAUGAGAAGAUAUUUGAAACAACCUCAUGGAGUACUUAUCUACGCUACAUUUCCACCAAUAGGAGUUUAAUCUAUGUCCUAAUUUUCAUUGUGAUUGUCUUUGCCAUUGAGGUUGCUGGUUGUGUCAUUGGCAUUUUUCUCAUUACUGAUGAGAUAUGGAGGGAUGGUGCCAACCCAAAUUCACCAAACUACAUCGAUGAGCAGCACCCUAAUGCGUCAUCGCCUCCUGUCCACCUCGCCGUCAUAGUCACACCAACCAGCGCCUACUACAUCAUCUACAUAUUCUUUGCUCACUCAGACAGCAUAUUGGCCCUUGGAGUCUUCAGGGGUCUUCCUUUAGUCCACACGUUGCUCACCGUGUCUAAAAGACUUCACGAACAGAUGCUAAGCUCUGUGCUACGGGCCCCCAUGUCUGUGCUUAACACCAUGAAAACAGGCCGGAUAAUGAACAGGUUCACGAAGGACAUGGCCGUCAUUGAUGACAUGCUGCCUCUAGUGCUGUUUGACCUCAUACAGUUAACUUUACUUGUCAUUGGGUGCAUCUUCACGGUGUCCAUCAUGAGACCAUACAUCUUUAUAUCCGCAAUCCCGCUGGCUGUUAUCUUUGUGGUCAUCAGGAAGUACUUCUUGCGAACAGGACAACAACUCAAACAGCUAGAGGCUGAAGCUCGUAGCCCCAUCUUCUCUCACCUAAUCAUUUCACUGAAGGGUUUAUGGACAAUUCGAGCUUUUGGACGUCAGACUUACUUCGAGACGCUUUUCCACAAAGCUCUAAACACCCACACAGCCACCUGGUUCCAUUACCUGUCCUCACUGAGAUGGUUCCUGUUCCGCUGUGAUGUGAUCUUUGUGUUGUUCUUUACCGUCGCUGCCUUCAUCGCCGUAGGAACCAACAAGGACAGACCUGGAGAGAUUGGCAUCAUUGUGGCCCUGGCCAUGCUCAUCCUGGGUACUUUCCAAUGGGCUAUCAUCACCAGUAUCAAUGUGGACGGCCUGAUGCGUUCAGUGGAUCGAGUGUUCAAAUUCAUUGACUUGGCUUCAGAAGAGAUCUUCCAAGGAAAACCUGGAGGAAAAGGAGGUUCUGAUCUCAUCAUCAAUAACCCAAGCGCAUACAGCUACUGGCCUAAUCGCGGCCAGCUGGACGUCCAGGGUCUCACUGUGAAAUACACAGAAGCUGGGCGGGCCGUGCUCAACGACAUCUCCUUCGCUGUGGAGGGGGGUCAGAGUGUGGGUCUGCUGGGUCGGACUGGUUCUGGGAAGAGUACCCUGCUGUCCGCUCUGCUGCGCCUCGCCUACACCGAAGGGGAAAUGUACAUUGAUGGAGUUUCUUCCAGCUCCAUGCCCGUGCAAACAUGGAGGAAGGCCUUUGGAGUGGUGCCGCAGAAAGUCUUUAUUCUGACUGGAACCUUCCGGAUGAACCUGGACCCGUAUGGCCGUUACAGUGAUGAUGAGCUGUGGCGGGUGGCUGAGGAGGUUGGGUUGAAGUCGGUCAUCGAGCAGUUCCCCGAUAAGCUGGACUUUGAGCUGAAGGACGGAGGCAGUGUUCUGAGCUACGGCCACAAACAACUGAUGUGUCUGGCCCGCUCCAUCCUCAGCAAGGCCCGCAUCCUGCUGCUGGAUGAGCCGUCCUCCUAUCUGGACCCCAUAACGCUGCAGGUCCUGAGAAAGACGUUGAAGCAGUCGUUUUCCGGCUGCACCGUCAUCCUGUCGGAACACAAAGUGGAGCCGCUGCUGGAGUGCCAGUCGUUCCUGAUGAUCGAGAAGAGCUCUGUGAAAAGCUACGACACCAUUCAGAAACUCAUGAACGAAAUGAGUCACCUGAAGCAGGCCAUCAGCCCCGCCGACAGGCUCCGCCUCUUCCCCACGACCCACCGCCUCAACUCCAUCAAGAGACCAUCACCUCAGACCACCAAGAUCUCGUCGCUGCCAGAGGAAGCCGAGGAUGAAAUCCAGGACACGCGGCUUUAAGAGGCCAGCCGCGCACCAACGCCAGACACAUGAACACAACCAGAGUGUGAUCCAGCCUGCACACAGUGACCAGUGAGAACGACCGGACUGGCUUCAAACAGAAUCACAAACAGACGGAUUCUGCCGUAGAAUCUGUUUUCAUUUAAAAGAGCAAAGGAAACUAAACAGAAGUAUUGAAUUUUACUUUUGUUUUUUUAAAUAAAGCUGAAUUUUUAAAUAGUAUAUUAAUAAUUAUAAACAUGUUUUUUUAUUUUUAUUUGAGGUUUUUUUACAGAUGACACCAGCACAACGCAUGUGGCUGAAACAGUUUAACUGAAAGAAGCACAAUUUGAUCACUGUAAGACACAACAACCAACGUCUGAAUUAUUGACAUUCAGAUGGAUGUCAGAAUUUCUUAAUGCUUAUAAAUUACCCUUUAAAAUUUAAAAUACACUGCAUUUUAAACUUGAAUGGGAUGCACUGAUGAAUCUGUCCUUAUUUCCUUCAUUUUGAUAUGGGAAGCUGAUUUGAUCUACUUUGGCAGAAGUAGAUUUUUCAUCUUUUUUUGCUGUUGUCAACAAAAAAAUCACCCACAGUGAGAGCUCUGACUGACAAACCGGCCCACCAGGUCACGUCUGCAUGUAACCAACUCUGUGACCUUCCUGCUAUAUUUACUGACAUUCAGACAAGAAAAAAAAAAUCUGAAUCACCAGGUCAGACUUUUUAAAGAUCAGCCAGAAAACUACAAUCAGUGCACUCCUAAAUUCUAACAUUCAUCAACUUUGCUUGGCUUUGAUGAUUUUUUUAUAGUUCUUUUUUAUCAAAGUAUAAAGCAGAAAUCACUGAAUGUAUGGCGUUAUUUUACUGACAACUCACAGCAGCUGUCUGAAUCAUAUGUUUGCAUAUCCAGGCUCAAUGUGAUCUUUUAUACAGAUUAUAUGAUGUGACGGAAAGAUGAAGUCACACACAGCUCGGUACGAAACACCUGCAGGAAAGGUUUAGAAAAGCUGACUGAAACGUGAAUGAAGAUUUGUGUGAAGCAGUGAUUGGAGGAGCAGCAGAGAGGGAAAGGAUCCUCUGUGUGACGGAGCGGAUGAAGUGGAAAUGUGGAAAUGCUUCAUACUCUGGAAUUCUUUGUUGUUCCUUCAAGUAACUGGCAUCUAGAUUAUGACUUCUCCAACCAUUCCACUAAAAGCAAACACGGUUCAGUCUUUUCAUUUUUUAGUUUUGGUUGCCUGGUAGUAAAGCCCCGCCUCCUGCAGACAUUGACUCCACCUCCGCAUUUCCAGUUGUUUUUAUGGUGCUCUUUCGUCAACAUUACCACUGCCAGUCUUUCAAGUUCAGUGUCCACCAAUCACUGAACUUGAUCAGUGAUAAUAGUUUGUUAAGACAAACUUAUGACCACAGAAACGGAAAUAGUACUCAGGAUUUACUCUGGUGGAUCAGGGGGUUUAAUUCCAGACACACAACGGGAUAAAAUCACAUUUAUCUGGUUGAUUUAUGGUCUGUUAAAGGUUUCAAUCAUCAUUUAAUCUUGCCAACAUUUUGUCUUUUACCAUAAGCCAUGAACUACAUACAAACUAAUGGAGUUCAGGCUGCAGAAGUGUUAAGUCAUUGGUUUAUACGAUGUAGAACCAGUUUCCAAUCAGACUCAGUAAAAUCUGUUUGUUAUUUGUCUCUAAAUUUCCAGUGACCUUUACUCAAAAGCUGACUUUUACUGCACCCAAAUGUGCUUUUAUUGACUUUACUAAACCUUGUAAAAUACAACAAAUGUUUUGAAACGAGUCACCAAAAUAUUCUUCUGCUCAGAAACAUUGUUUUUUCCCCCCAGAUGAUACCCAGAAUCAAAGUGAACCUGUAAAAUCUUUAACAUCCCUUUCCCAAAGCAAAUCUGACAUUUAAAGUAUUUUAUGCUUGGAUUAUUGAAUUAUUGUUGAAUACGUGUAAGAACUCUCAAGUACUUCUGACUUAGACGUUGGUCCAUGUGUCAUAAAGUUUGAAGAUCCCCCUGACAGCAUCUAGUGGCCAUUAGAGGAACUGCACCUACCAAUACCUUGAUAUUCAACUCCUUGGUGUGAACUUUCCUCCUGCUUGUCAUCCAAACACUCAGCUUUUCUGCUCGUGGACCAAGCAGAAGGUACCUGUUUCUGAUUUGGACUUGGUUCUGUUAAAUGAUUAAUAAAAUCCAGAAAUGUGUUAGAGUUUAACCUUUGAACUCAGCUUAUGUGUUUCACAUGGAACUGCUUUCUGAUGAUGUACGUCAGAACUUUCAAUUAGCCUUGCUGGUGUCAGCACACACACACACACACACACACACAAGCGCGCACACACUCACUAUCGUAGCAUGACAUUGUUGACUGAUGCAAGUAUUGAGUGAUGUCUCAAACACCCCUAUUUUCCUAUUGCUAUGCACUUUUCAGGCACCCUGAGAUACUCUCAUCAGCUCUCACAUAUUUUUUAAUCCCAUCGUUGAAAUAAGCCAACAUUAAAAUUUGAACUCUUGUCAUUAGCUAAUAUGUAAUGAUUGUUGUGCAGAUAUUUUUCCAUUAGGAAACAAUAAUUUCUUCUGAAAGUUGGAAAGUCAUUUUGAUUCUUUAAAGAUGAUUGUUUCUUCUUAUUGUUGAGGAAAGCACUUUUGAAACGGAAUAUUUCUGAAGGUACCAUGAAGAGGAGUUUUGACAUAAAUAAAUACAAAUAAAACUUUUUAUUACUCAUAGGAAAGGUACACAAAUGUCCAAAGAACUGAAAAUGUUUUUGUUCAAUCAUCUGUAUUUGGAGUAAAACUAGAUUUGGAGAAUUUGACUAUAA
Poeciliopsis prolifica (blackstripe livebearer) is the source of this 7538-nucleotide messenger RNA. It is a transcript of the gene cftr, whose product is annotated as CF transmembrane conductance regulator. Gene Ontology annotation, biological process: bicarbonate transport; chloride transmembrane transport. Gene Ontology annotation, molecular function: ABC-type transporter activity; ATP hydrolysis activity; chloride channel activity. Bases 240 to 4751 code for a protein of 1503 amino acids. NCBI's taxonomy places the organism in Eukaryota, Metazoa, Chordata, Actinopteri, Cyprinodontiformes, Poeciliidae. The transcript is spliced from 27 exons. Gene Ontology annotation, cellular component: cytosol; plasma membrane; apical plasma membrane. The record is from RefSeq and is a predicted model, not a curated record.